GUGCAGCGCCAGCAGCUUUCGAGGCUGAGCUCCACAACAAGCCGCUGAGCCCGUCGCUCCUCGGACUGCGGCUCUUCUCUUUUCCCUCUCUUUUCCUCUUCCUGGAGGUGGAGGUGGAGGCUGGAGGCUGGAGGGGGGCGACUCCUGCUCCUCUCCCCCCGCGGGCCCCGUGUGAGUGGGUGUGUCGAUGCGGGCCAGUGGAGCCGAGUCGCUGCUCGCGCGCUGCGCCCUGACGAAGAGGAGGAGGAGGAGGAGGAGGAGGAAAGUUGAUCCGAUGAGUUCAGUGUGAGCAGCGGCGGCCCGGGGAAUGGCGGUGUGGACCAGGGCGGACAAGAACGGGCAGCUGGACCUGCUGCUCCGCGACCGCUGGAUCCGCGUGGCGGCCGAGCUCACCCGGGAGACGCUCACCCUGACGGCCGAGGCGGAGGCGGCCGCGCCGGGGGCGGGCAGCCGCCACUGGGACUCUCCUCCCGCGGGCCUGCGCAACGGCUUGUCGAACGGAAACGAGCCGGGCACGAGCCCGGGGGCGACCUGUGGAGCGCGCGGUCCGGACCAGCACCACAACCACAACCAGGGCCACGGGGGCGGCCGCGGGGUCGCCAGCCGGGGUCCCCCCGACGGGAGCUACGGCGCCGGCAACCCGGGGGGGAAGCACCCGAAUAACGGCACGAACUCUGACUUCGGGAGUCCCGGCUCCAGCUACGGCAGCCCGGGCUCCAGCUUCGGCUCGCGGCAGGGCGACGGGCCGGGCCCCGCGGCCCCGGACGCAGGCGGCUCCUCGGAGGCGGUGCGCAAAGUGCGCGUCGUCAAGCAGGAGUCCGGCGGCCUGGGCAUCAGCAUCAAGGGGGGCCGCGAGAACCGGAUGCCCAUCCUCAUCUCCAAGAUCUUCCCGGGACUCGCCGCCGACCAGAGCCGCGCGCUGCGCGUCGGCGACGCGAUCCUGUCGGUGAACGGCAGCGACCUGCGCGAGGCGACGCACGACCUGGCGGUGCAGGCGCUGAAGAAGGCGGGAAGGGAGGUGACGCUGGAGGUGAAGUACAUCCGCGAGGUGUCGCCGCUCUUCAAGAAGCCGUCGCUGGUGGCCGACCUGCCGUGGGACGGCGUCCGGCCGCAGUCGCCCAGCUACAGCGGCAGCGACGACUCGGGCUCGCCCAAACACGGCGGCUCGUCCUCGUCCUCGUCCCGGGACCGGAAGGUCAUCAGCCUGAGGAUGUGCUUCAUCAGCCGGAACCUCACCAUGCCCGAUCUGGAGAACAGGCUGCUGGAGCUCCACUCCCCCGACGGGCAGCACACGGUGGUUCUGCGCUGUAAGGACGGGCCGUCGGCCAACUCCUGGUUCACCGCCGUCCACACCAACAUCGCCGCGCUGCUGCCACAGACGCUGGCCCACGUCAACGCCUACCUGGGGGCCUCGUCCUCCACCUCCACGCACCCCCACCUCAAACACAUCGGCUGGUUGGCGGAGCAGGUGCAGCUGGAAGGCGGACGGCAGCAGUACCGGCCCGUCGUCAUGGCGCUGACGGAGAAGGACAUCCUGCUGUUCGAGUCGGUGCCGUGGAACCGAGAGUCCUGGUCCGUCCCUCUGCUCACACACCCGCUGUUGGCAACCAGACUGGUCCACUCGGGCAGCGCGCGGGCGUCUCCCGCCCAGGGCUCGGACCUGGUGUUCGCCACGCGGACGGGCACGGGCCGGGGCAUCGAGUCGCACGUCUUCCGAGUGGAGACCCACUGGGACCUGUCCUCGUGGACGCGGGCGCUCGUGCAGGGGGCGCACGCCGCCGCCGAGCUCAUCAAAGAAGUGUCUAUAGGCUGCACGUUGAACCGGCAGGACGUCCGGCUGACGCUUCACUACGAGAAGGGCUUCACCGUGAGCAGGGAGGCGGUCGACCCGUCCGGCGGCGCCGUGAUGUUCCGGUACCCCUACGAGAAGCUCAAGAUGUCCGCCGACGACGGCAUACGCAACCUGUACCUGGACUUUGCGGGUCCUGAGGGAGAAAUGGUGUUCGACCUCCACUCUGGUCCGAAGCCCGUGGUGUUCGUCCUCCACUCCUUCCUGUCGGCCAAGCUCACGCGGAUGGGCCUGCUGACGUGAGGCCGCUGACCGCGGCGGUGGGGGGCGUGGUCGGAGAGGACGGGCCCAAGCGGGGAGGGGAGGGGGAGGCAGGGAGGAAGGGGAGGGGGUAACUUUUUAUUUUUUAUUUUCUCCAGUUCCUUCACUCACAGCUGAAGUUUGGCCUGAGGCGACACCGCAGGGAAAACUGAACCCAGGAGUCGUGUUGUUGUCGACCGUCUCGAGAACUGUGCCGUCUCCUCCGGCUUCUCCUUGACCUCCUGCGAGGGGAGGCAGCACUUUGCUUGAAGUUGGUCACAACAACACGCAAAGCCACAGAAUCAACUUCAUCUCAUAAGAUCACACGUGAUAAAGUUUUAGAGUCCGACUGAUAUUCGGGGGCAGAUACAGAUAUUAAAAUGUAAAAUUGGAAAUGAUUCUAAGAUGCCGUUAUGAAGACGGCUUUGUAUUUUACAGUUUAAUCAUAAAUAAAUAUGAAUAUAUAAAAAUAAAACACAUACAAACAAAUAUAUACAACUUGAAUUAAUAGAAUAAACCUAUAUUUUUCUUUUUACAUGAAAAUUCUUACAUAAAUGCACAAAAUAUUUUUUUUAUUCUGUAAAAUUUAAGUUUCUAUAACGCAAACGAUUUAUCUGUAAAUGUCUGACAUUUUUUAUCGACCAACCGAUGAAUCCGUCGGACUCUGACUACAAAGUUCAGAUGCUGUGAUGUAAGAGAUGACAUCACCAGUUCACUUAAAGCAAAAUAUUAAAGGAGACAUAUUCUGCUUUUUUA
This is a messenger RNA of Scophthalmus maximus (turbot), 2845 nucleotides long. It is a transcript of the gene sntb2, whose product is annotated as syntrophin, beta 2. Gene Ontology annotation, cellular component: dystrophin-associated glycoprotein complex; synapse; intracellular anatomical structure. Gene Ontology annotation, molecular function: protein binding; structural molecule activity. Bases 308 to 2092 code for a protein of 594 amino acids. NCBI's taxonomy places the organism in Eukaryota, Metazoa, Chordata, Actinopteri, Pleuronectiformes, Scophthalmidae. The transcript is spliced from 7 exons. The record is from RefSeq and is a predicted model, not a curated record.